UCAUCCAUGUAAUUGUUGAUGGAAACUGACUUGGAAUGUAGCAGGAUGAAAUCUCGUGAUUCUGGGAUGUUGCUGCUGAACUUGCAUUUAAGAUUAUAUCGCCUUUCUUUUCUCUGUGAAUUCAUGAUCUUUGCAUGAUUUGUUAACUAUUCUUGGUUCAUCCUUGGACGAAGUUUUGCUGGUAAGCAUUUCCAAGCUAUUUGCUGACUGUUUUUUUUUUUUAAAAGGAAACACCUAUUUUAAACUUCAAAAAAGUAUAGCCGGUUUUGAAAGAUUGACUUUCACCUGUUCUUUUAGAUGUAAGGGGAUAAUUACUCUUUCAUUACUGUUCUCUUUGUUUCUGCCUUUCCAGAGAUGCCCCGGAAUCAAAUUGUAAUUCCAAGGUUCAAACUUGGAAACCAUGGUGAUAGGGGUCAAAGUGAGCGUUUUUUGUAUUAUUUAAAUGGAAAAUACUAGAAAUUGAAAACUUAGAAAACUGAGAAAACUGAGAAACGGAGAAGAAAAUAUAAAACUGUAAACGGGACCGCAACAUCCCAAACCCUAGAGCUCGGCUUCCAUCUUCUCUUUCAGGAAGAGCAAUUAGGAUUCCAAAUUCGUAAUUUGAAAUCGAAUUUUAUGAUGGAGGACUGGGAGGAUAAUAAUAUUCCACCUCUCCUUUCGAAGGAGCAACUUAAAAGUAAAUGGGAUGAUGAAGGCAUGGAUGAAAAUGAUGUGAAAGAAUCUUGGGAGGAUGAGGAAGAACCAGCUCCGCGAGAUAAGAUGGAGGUCACAGGAAACAAUCAACCGCCGCAACAGCCACCACCGGCGGCUGUUUCUUCGUGUAGAAAGAAGAAGAGCGAACAAGCGAAUUUUCUAGAGGAUGUGAAAGAUCAUAUCGAUGAGUUCAUUCAUGCUUCUAUGGACGAACAUAAAAGUUGCUUUAAAAAGACUAUCAACAAGAUGUUUGGAAUGUCAAAGAUUGUUGCGGAGAGAGAGGCCGAGUCUAAAGGCGUUGAGAGUUCUUUGCCUCUUCGUACUGUAGUGUCGGACUAGACUUCAAUUUUCUUAUGUAAAUUCUGAAAAGAUUGUAUUUUCUGAUUUUUUUAGUUUGAGUUUAAAUAAGUUCAAACAUAAACUAGUUUUUCUAUGCUGAUUUUUAAUUGAAUGCGUAUUCUUUUAA
This is a messenger RNA of Mercurialis annua (annual mercury), 1159 nucleotides long. RefSeq lists its product as uncharacterized. The record is from RefSeq and is a predicted model, not a curated record. Gene Ontology annotation, cellular component: eukaryotic translation initiation factor 3 complex; cytoplasm. Bases 616 to 1032 code for a protein of 138 amino acids. NCBI's taxonomy places the organism in Eukaryota, Viridiplantae, Streptophyta, Magnoliopsida, Malpighiales, Euphorbiaceae. The transcript has 6 exons. Gene Ontology annotation, molecular function: translation initiation factor activity.